AUGGCAGAAGAUCUCACACCAACUCCAAUCUACACUGACAUGGAGAAUAUUGAAGAAACUAAUGUGGGUAUUGCCGCUGAGAAUGAGGCAGAUUCAAAACAAACAGAAGCAGAAUCUGUUGUCCUUGAAACUCAAGAGAACAAAAAAGAAGAUACAGAUAUUACUUCAACCUCCAACCCACCAAUAGAUACCGAAAAACUACCGAAUGAAGUUCCUAGCUGGGGUCCACCAGAAGACGAUAUGCUUGAGGAGCAGCAGCAACAACAAGCAACAAAUGCAUCAGCUUCUGCUGCACCAACAAAUGAACUGAAGUGGGAAACAACCGAAGAGAACAACACGCUAGUUAAACUAGAAAAUAAUGAUAGUUCCGAAAAGUUAAUAACGACAACAACAAGUGAUUUACAGAGUCCAGCAUAUACUUAUAGUGACUCGCCGUCCCCGUAUGCUCCGCGUACACCAAUGGAUAUAUAUGAGAAUACGGGGCUCACAGAAUAUCCAAAUCAUGAGUUUGCUGGAUGUUCUUCAAUUGAAGAUUAUACGAUACUCGAUAAACUUGGAGAAGGCACCUUUGGGGAGGUGCACAAAGGACAACAUAAAAGUUCAGGAAAAAUUGUCGCAUUGAAAAGAAUAAUAAUGCACAAUGAGAAAGAAGGAAUUCCAAUCACUGCAAUACGCGAAAUAAAAAUAUUACGGCAACUUAAUCAUACAAAUGUGAUAAGUUUGAGUGACAUGGCUAUUCAAUAUGCAACGGAUGCCGAGUCGACACCAUCUAUUUACAUGGUCUUCCCGUAUAUGGAUCACGAUUUAGCCGGGUUACUCGAAAAUCCAUCCGUGAAAUUUACACCACCGCAAAUAAAGUGUUAUUUGAAACAGCUUUUGGAGGGGACAUUUUAUUUACAUCAGCAACGUAUAUUACAUCGAGAUUUGAAAGCUGCCAAUCUAUUAAUUAACAAUCAAGGAAUACUAAAAAUCGCUGAUUUUGGAUUAUCACGGCCUAUGAUCGAAAAGUCACUGACAGGAUGUGUUGUCACACGGUGGUAUCGACCACCUGAACUACUGCUCGGCGAACGGCGGUAUAAUACAGCAAUAGAUAUGUGGGCAGUAGGCUGUGUAUUUGCAGAGAUGCUGCGAGGAGCACCAAUUCUUCCAGGUCGCUCAGAUAUGGAUCAACUGGAUCUUAUAUUCAAAUUAUGUGGGUCACCAAAUGAAAAAUCGAUGCCUGGAUGGCAGAAACUUCCUGGAUGUAGAGAUCUAAAGCCUGCUAUUAUGUAUGAGCGGAAAGUUGUAUUUGAAUAUCAAAAAUAUGGAACACAGGCCGCGGAUUUGCUCGAUAGGCUACUAGUGCUCAACCCUGCUAAACGUUUAACAGCUUUUGAUGCACUUGACCAUGAUUAUUUUUGGACUGAUCCAAUGCCAGCAGACCCGAAAGAUCUUCCCGCAUACGAAGACUCCCAUGAAUAUGAUCGAAGAAAACACAAGCAUGAUGAUGGUCGACGAUCACCGUACGUUGAUCCAGAGUCCGAUCCGCGUGUACGUAAAGAACGAAAUAACAUGAAACGUGAUCGAUCACGUGAUCACGAUCGUGUUACUCGAAGAAAUCAACAACUUCCAACAGUGUCUGAAGACUGUGUUUAUUAUUCAUUGUAUUUUUCGUUUCUCGAGUCUUUUUCUCGUGAACAAAAAGAAAAAGAACAGCAACAAUAUAAGUACCUUCAAGAGACAAAUACAAUAAUAUUAUCUGAAUUACAACCGUUUCUUAAAAACUAUUUAUGGCAAAAAGAUCCAUUUCAGUUGAGAAUUGAUAAGGAAGAAAAAGCGGCAGAUCAAUUACCAUCUUCUUCAUACUAUUUCUUAACUGGUCAAACGCGCUUUGGCGAUUGCAUCGAAGAUGAAUGGUUUAUCGUGUUUUUAUUGCAAAAGAUCAGCUUGAAACUCAGUGACGUGGUUAUUCACGUAUCAGAUAACGAUGGCGAAUUUCUACUUAUCGAGUCGGCGAUGCAGCUUCCGAAUUGGUUGGAUCCUAGUAACGACCAAAACAGGGUUUUCAUACACCAAGGAAAUCUUCACAUAAUUCCUAUUAACGAGACUUUCAAGAGUAAAUUGAGCCUUGAAGAAGGCGUGAAUAUAGUGAGGAAUAAUCCGCAAAUAACAAAGGCUGAUGAGGCGAUACAGAAACUUGUGUUUACUAGGAUAGCAGAGUACCCACAAAAAGCCACCCAAAUUAUCCAUCACGCUCGUGCUCACAUCCCAAAAGCUAUUGUUCAUGUUCUGUAUCAUAGACCGCAACUUGUUGCUGCUGCCGUUGAAGCAUUUUAUACGCGUGAUCAAUUAGCAAUGAAAGCAUGCUACAAAAUGGAAAAAUUCCCACCAUCCACAUCCAUCACAACAAUCGUGAAAAUGACCAAGACGCUAUACGCGCAACUCGUGAGUCAACGAUUUCAUCCGCCAAAACCGUUUAAGUUGCCGCCACCGUCGGAGGACGCUAAAGCGUUCAAAGCGGCUGAACUUGGGAUGAAGUUGGCUUGUGGCUUUGAGAUUUUGUGUACUGAUAGCUAUUACGCGAAUUCAAUAGUAUCUUUGCAUACUCGAGUAUUUGAUAAUGUUGAGACAUAUCCAUUUGACUUGGACCCAGACUGGAACGCAUAUCAAGAGAACUUAUCCAAACGCGGGUACUAUCGAGGCGAAUUACCAGGCUCGAAACUAUACAAAGAGCUUUACGCGUUUGCGAAACAGCAGUACCUCAAAGAUCGCAGCCAAAGGAUCUCCAGUCAAGAUCAAUACGCGCAUGAAUCUCCGUCUCCACUCGGCCAAAUAAACGAAAUAAUGGAAUUACCCAUGGAAUCUGACGAGGUUCUGGCUUCUGUCAAUAAUGAACGCGAGGACGACGAUGCGUGGAUGAAUAUCGAUCCUAGAGAUUUUGAAAGUAUGGUCAAUAUGAUGGAAACAGACGUUAAUUUUGGUGGUAGUGCAAAAGAGAAAAAGAACAAUGAUGACGAAAACUUUGAGAAUAUAGUUGACCUAAAUAAAACGGUUGAGGAUUUUGAGAAAUUUGUUGACUUUGAGAAAUCGGGACUGGAGGGUGCAGAAUUCUUGGACGAAUAUUCUUCGGAUGAAGAUAACAGCAAUAACGAUUCUGACCAAGAAGGGGGAGACUCGAUGAUUGAUAAAGAUAUUUCAUUUGAUCCGUCGGAAUUCUUGAAUGCUUUGAGACGAACACUUGGUGUAACCAAUGAUGAGUAUCAAAAAAUGGUGAAUGCGAAGUUCAAAAAGACAAGUAAAGCUGAUCAGCCCAUCAGCAAUCAACCAAUCACUACAAUUCCAUCAUCCAGUAGUACCAGACCACAAUCACUUCCCCCCGAUAAUAGCACAUCAUCAUCUUUGUCAUUUACCACCGCCACAAACGAAACAAUCACAACAACAAGCGUCACCGAAAUAGACGAUGACACCAGUAUUGAAUCAUACAUGGAUGUAAUGGACACCGAAUUAGCGUCCACAAAAGUGGCAAAAUCUUUCGUACGAGACUCGAAGGAUAUCGAAAAGAAUCUUUCAGGAUCUAAUAAAGACAAAGAUAGAAUUGAUAAGGACGAGGAAGAAGAAGAUGAAACUUUUGUCCCCGUGAAUAUAGAAUUAAACACAGUCACGAAUUUACUCGCAAGUUUCAAAGCACAAGGAGGAUUGCCUGGGCCAGCGGGAAACAUCAUGGGACGACUUGGUGUAAAUGUGCUUCCCCAAGAUGUUGAUAGCGAUGACGACAGUAAUUAUGAUGAUGGAUGA
Ambispora gerdemannii is the source of this 3774-nucleotide messenger RNA. NCBI's taxonomy places the organism in Eukaryota, Fungi, Glomeromycota, Glomeromycetes, Archaeosporales, Ambisporaceae. The record is from the annotation of a GenBank genome assembly.